This is a messenger RNA of Nicrophorus vespilloides, 1476 nucleotides long. RefSeq names its product beta-taxilin. The transcript has 4 exons. Lineage: Eukaryota; Metazoa; Arthropoda; Insecta; Coleoptera; Silphidae. Gene Ontology annotation, molecular function: syntaxin binding. The coding region runs from base 138 to 1424 and encodes 428 amino acids. The record is from RefSeq and is a predicted model, not a curated record.
UCCUUGAAACUAUAUAAAUUCCCCAAUAUUUUGGUAAAUCCUUACAUAGCCUCAACUACGCGCAGUUAGUGAAACAACCCCAAGCGGCAAAGAUACAUAACAUAAAUAUUCAAGAAUAAUAAUAAACACAAUUUACUAUGGAAGAUACAAAGGUGGAGAACAAGACAAAUGGCAAGAAGAAGAGGGAGGAUAAGAUCCGGAGGAGGGACACAAAGGCUCUUGAGAAUAUUUUGAAGUCCAUAAAUCAUCUUGUUGAAGCUGAAAAAUUCAUUAUAUUAAAGGGUAAAUAUACUGACCUUUAUGAUGAGUAUAGGACAUUGCAAAAUAGCUUAACUGCAACUGAGAAGAAGUACAUUGUCCUCCAAAGAGAAAAGGACCAGUUACAGUCAGAGCACAGUAAAUCUAUCUUGGCAAGAUCCAGGUUGGAAAAUUUAUGCCGAGAGUUUCAGAAACAAAACAAAUUGAUUAAGGAAGAGAAUGUGGCUAAGAUUCGAGAAGAGGAGUCAAGGAAGGAGGUUACACAGAAAUUCCAAAAUACUCUCACAGAGCUCUCUUCAGUGAUGAUGGAAAAUAAUGAAAAGAAUAUGAAGCUCCGUGAUGAUAACAUUGACAUGGCUAAUAAGAUAGCAACUCUCUGUCAACAAUUCAGUAAGGGUGAAGAGGAAUUGGCUAGAAUGAGCAAACAGAUGUCUCUGGAGAAGCAAUUGUCUGAAGCAACAGUUGCCAAGGCCCAGUUUGAGUUGAAGGCUGAGAGAGAAUUGUGGAAUAAGGAAAGUGAAAUUCUAAAGAAGAAGCUGCAAAAAAGCGAGGAAACAUGCACGCAUCUUCAGAGUAAUAUCAAGGACCUGGAGAGUCACUUGCAGGUGUACACUGGAAAAUAUGAGGAAUUUGAAACAACCAUCAGUAAAAGCAAUCAGGUCUUUGAUAAUUGUAAGACAGAAAUGACAAAGAUGACCAAACAGAAUAGUCUUCUCGAGAAGGAACUGAAACAAUGGAAAGUGCGUUUCGAAAAGAAAUGCAAGCUCGCUAUGGAUAUGACCGCUUCAAAGAACGCACAGGAGAUGGAAUUUGGAAAAAAGACCGAACAGCUGCAGAAGUUAUGUCGUCAAUUGCAAGUGGACAGGACGGCGUAUUUGAAAUUACUCAAAGCUAACAACAUUGAACCAAGUACUCAAGUUUACGUUGAACCUACACCACCACCUCCACAUGAACCAACGCAGAAGGAGCAAAAGUUGGAACUGUUGAAAAACACUCUAAAAAUUCUUCAGGGCCAAUUUAUUGCAGAAUUAACCGGCGAUCCGGCUGCUCAGGAGGCAGUUAAAGCAGCUGCUGAGACGGAACCCGUUCCCGUUCCCAAGGAAGAGGAAGAAAAGGAAGCUGUUCUCAAUGGCGACAGUGUAAACGAAUCAAAGAGCACUGAGUAGAUACUUAUUUUUUUUAAUUUAAUUUUGAUGUACAUGUUACAACGUCACAAAA